Molecule: messenger RNA, 3594 nt
Organism: Toxorhynchites rutilus septentrionalis
Lineage: Eukaryota; Metazoa; Arthropoda; Insecta; Diptera; Culicidae
Product: protein MMS22-like
Exons: 3
Coding region: 91-3378 (1095 amino acids)
Biological process (GO): replication fork processing; double-strand break repair via homologous recombination
Cellular component (GO): nuclear replication fork
Source: RefSeq, a predicted model, not a curated record
UUAUCCGUUAUUCAUGCAGAUUUUGCCGCGAAAUAUUUCCUGCACGCAUUUUACAUUAUUUUUCUGUUUUUAAGUUUUUACACUAAAGUUAUGUUCGAAUGUAAAAAUCCAGUAAUUGAAGUAUCGUGUUUUGUGGGCGAUGAUGUACGCCAGCUGGUGGAGGUCGAACAUUACGUGAAGUGCUAUUCGUUUCCUGUAGCAGUAAAGGAAGAUUCGCCAGUGCAGCUGUUCGGUAUCGACUUUUACUAUUUGGACGAGGAAUUACUACAGACUCUAGUGUAUGCAGCGCGGGGCAAUAUUGGAAAACUAACAGUAGCAGAAGUUAGGCGCGAGCUUGGGGACUCAGAAUGCCGGCGGAGGCGAACGGAAAUUACUCGAUUCUUGAGGAUCAUCUUAGAUCAAUCGAAAAAUUUUCCGUUAUGUAAAUUGCAGGAGAUUCUAGCAAUAACACAGGCCUGUUUGCCGCCGUUGGUCGAUAUUGUAGAGGAUUUCGGGCUGGUCCCCGUAAAAGAAAUGACCCUUGUGUCCUAUGAGUAUUUUCAUGCCGUGUUGGAUUGGCGAUGGCUUGGAUUACUGAUAAGCUUUGAGAUUCAGAAACACGAACAAACGGAGACAAAAUUCGAUCAAUCAUAUGAGGAAAUGUUGGCAAGUCUAGUUGAGUUGGCAUUAUGGAAAUACAGCAAAACUAACAGAAAGGAGUUAGUAACGGAGCGUCAAUUUUAUUGUCCAUGCAUAAAACAAAUGUGGAUCGGAAUAAUGGCAAUAUCUAGUUAUAGAAACAUUUCUAGUUUUUGGACUGAUUUACAAAAUACGCUGGAGAGGAUACAAAAAGGCAAUCGAGACGCAUCUAGCAAACAGAAAAAACGUUUUGGAGCAGUUUCAAUUCAAGCGAAUGAUAUUAUUUUUCAAACAUGGUUAAUCAACGGACUUGCAUCAUUGUAUCAAUAUCGAUUACUUGAUGAGGUCACAUUUAAAGAGAAACCGGUAAUCGCUACUCCUGAAGAUUAUACUGUGCUGGAGAAGGCAAUCAAGGAGCUCAUACAGAGAGAUCAAUCGGAAGAACAAACCAGAAUAGUUCUGCUUUUAAUCAAACCGAUUUACACACAAUGGUGGCAAAUCAAACAUGAAUUGAUUGUUUCUCUCUGGGACUAUUUCGGUAAACGCCUUAAUUCACCGUUCCAUGUGCCAUCUGAGUCCCUCAGUAAUCUUGCUUGCAUUAGUCGGUCUCCAACAGAUUUCAUCGAAAAGGCUCGCUAUCAAGCCAGUCAAGAGGCAUUUGAUAGUCUAAGUUUACAAACAUCCAGUUUCAAAUGUUACAUUAUUUUGCUUGCCUUCACUCUGCGCCAUUAUUCGAAGAACGCCCAAAAAACUAAGGUUCAGAUUCUGUUUAAUCGCACAAUUUUCAGAAUCACCCCACCUAAGUUGGAACAAAUGACUGAGCAAGCAAUUUAUAAUUUCUCACUUCUCAUGAUGACCAUGAUGGAAGCGACAACUUACCAAGACGACUAUCCGCGUCUAGCGAAACAAUUGUUCCAGAUUAAAUAUGACUGCUCGAACCAGACGGUAACAGUGAGUUCCGCGAUUCAACGCAUAACGACCAUCGUUUUGGCAAAUAUGGCACUUAUAAUUGUGUUCAAAGAGAAGGGUUUCGACAAAUCGAGCCACUUGCGGAUCUUCUUGCAAAACGUGAACGAAGCUCUACGGGUUUACGGUGAGCGGUUACAACCCGCGCUGAAUGUGUUGGCCGAAGGAAUGCGUCUUGUGUACGACCAAGCUGUGGCGAAGGGCUCAUUGGAUGAAGGAGACGAAACAUUCCUAGGGGACUGGUUAGAGCCGUACCUGAAAGUUUGCUCUGCGAGCGAGCGUGAUGCGCUAUUGGAAUGUCUCUGCCGGGUUGUGGAAAGCAUUGACCGAAAGAAGAAUCUCAACGAAAAAGCCCACGUAAGGAUUCUGCGGCCAAUGUACACCCAUGUGCUUCCCUACAUCAAGGAUGCGUUCGCUAAAGAUACAGCCACAACGCUUCUCAUCGCAGAACUGGCCGUUCGUUUUACGCUGUAUUCCACAGGCCAGUCAUAUGCACCCAACUUUCUAACGCUGUUCAACUUUUUCGUGGAUAAUACCAACGCAAACGUGCAACUGCGUCUGCAUUUUGUCAAGUUGAUAGUUGCUAGCGAUCGGAUAGGUGAAAUUGAGGAAAAGCUGCUGCUGCGAAUUUGGUUAAAAUUUUCACUAUUGGUUGGACGAGAUUCAGAGAUGCGAGAUUUCUCGCAAUUCGUCUGUCGGAUGGGCGAAUUUCGAUCUCUAUGUGAGGUGCCGGAAUAUGAUCUGUGUGACGGAGAUGAGGAACCGAUUGGAUUAUUUUUCAAAUUCGUCGGCAAGAAGUGCAAGGAAUACGAAGCAAUUGAUAUUCGUGCCCAGCAGGAAAUGGCCAUUAGGAUACAUGCGUUGUUCCAGCAUUUCGACAGAUGGGUAACAACCCCCAAUGUAGCUAUGCUGAAAAAAAUUAUGGCAGUGCUCGCGUUAGCUCUGAAAGAAUGCGGUCCAAUUGUUUACAUAAAGACUAACCCGACAUGUCUGUACCACAUAGCGUUUCAUCAAUACUUCUUACCUCUUGCCGUACUCGCGGAUAGGAAUGUCCCAAAUGAAAUGAUUUUAGCUAUGGUAAGAGUUUGGCACAAGAUAAUGGAAGCGUUGGGUUCGAUGAAUUAUACCAACGAUCCUUUGAUCAGUGAUCAUGCAUCAAAUAUGAUGGUCAAAUGGGCUAUUCAAUUCAUGAAACACAAGGACAUAAAGGAUGCUGUAAGACCGUUCAUUACGUUUUUCUCAUCGCAAAACGAAGCUUUUGUCGCAUUUGCGUUUAACAGAUUCUUAUUUUGGUUUGUUGAGCUACGAGCAUCCUGCCCGAAAGUAAAUUCUGAUACCGGCAUGACCAUUCUGUUACAUUUGCUAAGUACUCUUCAUAGAACCGAAGAUAACGGAAAAAUCGCAUUAUUUAUUCGGUUGAUGGCAUCUGUUAUAAUGGAUCACGCCUUGAUGGCUCCGGAAUCAAGUGCAAGCAAAGCUAUUGCGAAUGAUAUAGUGAUGAAAAUGCUCGAAUGCUCCCGCAAUAAUUCCAAUCUUGUCAAUUUGGAGCUCAAGUCUUGCCUAGCCGGAUUCACCAGGAAACAUCUACCAAUGGAAACGGCUCAGUAUUUCCGUUUCAUGUACAAGCUAGCCGACAAAAAUCCAACGUUCAUCAAAUCAAUUAUACCAACGAUACGCGAGGAUUUGUCGGAAACAGAAAGAUUGCGAGGAGUAGGAGAAGACAAACACUUGCGACGUUUGCUGAUGCAGCUAGAAGGAGCGGUGGAAGCUAGUUUGAAUAGGCAGAAUAAAUGAAACUGUUCAUUUAUAGAAAAUAAGGUAGCGCUGGUGCGCAGUCGCUGUGAUAUGAAUACAUGGAGAUUUCUCAGAUGAAAUAACGACGGAUGACAGUGGAUAGCAAACGCAAACAAUAAAAAUUGCAGCAUCGUUCCUAACAUAUUCCAGUUACUCUAGCUGGCAUUUAAAUUCUGAUGUUUUGUUAAAUAAAAUAUAGAUCAUAUAUAUUUCAAA